UGGGAAACGGGCUGCUGAGCAGAAGAGGAGCCGCUCAGCCGCUGUCAGCCAGUCAGUCCGCAGAGCUGCGCUGAGGAAGCACAACCAAGCUAAAAAAACAAAAACAGGAGCCAUGGCCGCAGGAAGGAUGAGAUCCACGCGCAAACUUCGCACCUGGAUAGUCGAGCAGGUGAGCAGCGGGAAAUAUCCGGGCGUGAUGUGGGACGACGACGCCAAAACCAUGUUCCGCAUCCCCUGGAAGCACGCGGGGAAACACGACUUCCGGCAGGACGAGGACGCCGCGCUCUUCAAGGCCUGGGCCGAGUUCAAGGGGAAGCUGGCAGACGGACAGAACAACCCGGCCGCCUGGAAGACCCGGCUGCGGUGCGCCCUCAACAAGAGCACCGAGUUCAAGGAGGUGAUGGAGCGAGCCCAGCUGGACAUCUCAGAGCCGUACAAGGUGUACCGCCUGGUCCCCAUCAGCGAGCAGGGUGUCUUAAUGCCCGAGACCAAGGUCAAAGAAAAAAGCAGCAAGAAGCUCAAGAGGAAGAGCAGCAGGUCGGACAGCAACAGCAUCAGCCGGGAAAAACAGAUCAAAACAGAGGAAGUGACCUCUCAGCUGGGCAGGCACGCGGAUGAAGACAUGCUGCAGGACAACGAGCCCGUCCAGUCAAAUGGUCCCCCCCAGUGCACAGCUCUGGAUGAGAUCACGUUGGACGUUCGGAUCGAGGAGAGCGUCACCGCUAACACAGAAGACUCCUUCGGCGUGGUGGUUCACUAUCUGGGUCAGGAGGUGCUCAAACGUCAAAUCUGCGGGCCUGACGUUCGCAUCACGUACCUGCCUUCCUCGUCCGUCCCUCCCACGCCGGCCGCCCUGAACUCCCGGUUCCCCCGCAUCCUGCUGCCGGAGCCGCCGUCCACGCUGCCGGCCGGCGAGGAGCUGCAGGCGCUCUUCACCCUGCUUCCGUUCAUGGGCAAGGGAAUCGCGCUGACGUCCACGCCGCAGGGCGUUUACGGCAUGAGGUUCUGCCAGGGCCGCAUCUUCUGGACGGGGCCGCACACGACCACGCCGGGCCUGCACCGGAUGGAGAGGCGCACGGAGCCGGUGCUGCUCUUCAGCAAAGACGUCUUCAAGCAACAACUGGACCACUUCCAGGUCAACGGCGGUGAGCCUCCCCAGUGCAGCUUCACUCUGUGCUUCGGAGAGGAGUUCAGCAACACCGAGGAUCCGUCCAGGAAACUGAUCAUCGUUCAGGUUUCCCUCCCCUGGGCGGAGCAGCAGGUGCAGAACGCGCUCUCCGUCUUCAACACCAUCUCCGUCUUCCAGACGUUGGCCAGCCAGUCUCCGCUGGGCGAAAUCACCCUCAACCUGGUCGCGGUGCCGUCGCCGUCCUCCGAGCAGGUCGACUCCCAGAUCCCCUGAGGGCUCAGAACCCGCCGGGAACCGGCCGGAGACGCGGAGGAAACGGAUUUCAAAAUAAGAGCCUCUGCUGGUUCUGGUGGUUUCUGCACCACAAACAGACGUUAAAACUUUUAAAAGUGAAAUCUGCUCAGCUCUGGAGCUAAAAACAUGAAGCUUGGGGUUAAGAAAAGAAAAAAAAAGGACAUUUUCUGGGAAGGACCUGGUUUCCCUGCCAGGAUCGGUGCGUUGGAAACACUACGGGGGAAAACCGUGAAGCUGGAGGUCGUGUCUCUUUAGGAAAUGUGAGAGAGAAGGAAACAGCUCCUCUUUAAACGAGUCUUUAUUCUGAGUGUUUCUGCUGAGACACUUUAAAAAGGACCAAAAAAAAAAAAGCUAAACCUGCUGUUAGAAGCCAGCGUGUUUAUAGUACUGUAAAAACUAUUAUUGAGACGUUAGAGCAGCAGAGCCGGUUCUGUUCGCUCAGGUGUGAAAGGAGCAGUUUAACUUUAAAACACAAACACUCUUUUUACUAUUGUAGGUUUUAUAGUUAGUUAGAAAUAGACUUUUUUUUACUGUGAACUUCAUUAUUAAACAGCAGAGCUCAUUUCAAAAUUCCUGAUUUUUCCCACUCAGAGGAUUCAUCAACGAGCUUUGAGGAAUAAUACGUUUGUUUUUCUAUUUUAUUACCAGCUUUCUAGUAUUUUAUAAAAUAAACCUCUAGAAAACAACAUAAGGAAUAAUAUAUGCAUCGUUACUGUAACCAGUUGGAAAUUAGAGAUGUAGAGAUGGAAAACCUGUAAGCUGUUUAAUUUAGCAAAGAAAAAAAAAAACAAUAAUCAUUUAAACAGAAUGAGAAAAUAUGCAACAUUUAUUCCACUUGUAGCAAAUAAAAUUAUGGAUGCAAAGCCAAAUUAUUUUAAUAACCGUUUUUCUGUCAGUUACGUGAAAGUUAAGUGAAAUUUUUAUCUAUUUUAUUUUAGGAAAGUUUCUAACUUUAUUGCAUUGUUUUUUUUAGAAAGUCCCCACAUAUCAUAUUAAAGUUUAAGAUUUUUUUUUUUCUGGCUGGGGCUAAACAUUGUUGAGCUGGACGUUGUUAGGGCAGGGGUGUCCAAAAAGUUUUUAAAUCACGUGGGCCAAAAAGGUUAAACUCAGGGGGGGGCAAAAAUUGUAAUAAAACAACUAGAAGUUUAAAAAAAAAUAGUAUUUUUUUUUGUUACUUAAUCCACAAAAUCUGAGUAUAAAAUAUUUCAACUACACAUACGAGUUGGAUUUCCUGCAGGUUAGAGAUGCGUUAAUCACUGCAGCUCCAAAACUUUAACUUUAACUUUUGCCGCAUUAAAAGAUGAUCGUCCAGUUUGCCCAUUUUUUAGGGCUCAAUUUAAAAACUGAAUACAUUUUUUGUCAAUUCCUGGCAAUAAAAACCGGAUUAGAAAACACUUGGUGUGUUCUGGUAAAGUUUGCAUUUGAGUAAAACUCAAAGUGGAUGAACAAGUUCCUCUUUAACCUGAAAGGAAAGAGGAUGUAAAGGUUUGGUUAUUAAAAGACAAAUUCAACUGUAAGAAAGUUUUAACUUGCCUAUAAUUAUUAAAAAUCUGCACAAACCACCAAAUUACUCCUAAGUUUAAAGCAGUUGGAAAAGUGUUUAACUGCAUCAUCUGGCUGACGGGGGCAGCUUUGUUUUCAUGUUUGAUGAGAGAAAACUGGAUCUGCAAACAAAAGCUUUCCAGACGUUGUGACCUAAAAACCGACAGAAAACCAGAGAAAUUAUCAAAUUUGAACGUGGGAAAAAAUCUGGAAUUCUGAAAUGGAAAAAAAAAAACAUUCAAGGCCUUCUGAGGACAAACCAUGCCUUGUGUUGUUGUAAAAGGGAAAUACGGGCGUGUUGCAGUAAAGCGUAGAAAACUUAACUUCCUUUAAAAGGUUAGUUAAACGGAGUUUGUCUAAAUUAGAAGUAAAUACCCAGAAGCAGAUGUUUUGGUCAUUUGGGGUAAGAAAAUGCUGCAGAGGUAGAGACUAAACAGCCUUUCAUGAAGUUUUCUGGCAUUAAAAAUCACAAAAAAGCCACGUAAUUAAUAAAAA
Fundulus heteroclitus (mummichog) is the source of this 3460-nucleotide messenger RNA. It is a transcript of the gene irf9, whose product is annotated as interferon regulatory factor 9. Gene Ontology annotation, molecular function: DNA-binding transcription factor activity, RNA polymerase II-specific; RNA polymerase II cis-regulatory region sequence-specific DNA binding; protein binding. Gene Ontology annotation, cellular component: nucleus. The record is from RefSeq and is a predicted model, not a curated record. NCBI's taxonomy places the organism in Eukaryota, Metazoa, Chordata, Actinopteri, Cyprinodontiformes, Fundulidae. The transcript is spliced from 10 exons. Gene Ontology annotation, biological process: immune system process; regulation of transcription by RNA polymerase II. The coding region runs from base 113 to 1402 and encodes 429 amino acids.